This is a messenger RNA of Cygnus atratus (black swan), 5188 nucleotides long. RefSeq names its product ankyrin repeat and fibronectin type-III domain-containing protein 1-like. Gene Ontology annotation, molecular function: protein binding. Bases 253 to 4245 code for a protein of 1330 amino acids. Lineage: Eukaryota; Metazoa; Chordata; Aves; Anseriformes; Anatidae. The record is from RefSeq and is a predicted model, not a curated record. The transcript is spliced from 23 exons. Gene Ontology annotation, cellular component: spindle. Gene Ontology annotation, biological process: establishment of mitotic spindle orientation; signal transduction; regulation of establishment of bipolar cell polarity.
AGGGCGGGGGGGUGUCGAGCUGCGUUUGACACAGCUUGCUUGAAAGCUUCCUUACCAAGUGGGGACGCUUCGCCUUCAACUGGGGCUUCUCUGCUUGGGUGCCAGCAGGCUGCUGCCGCGGGGAGCCCUGGCUCAUCGGAGUGAGCCCCGGGGGUGCGGGUGCUGUCCUGGGGGCUGCAGCGCUCUGAGGGGCACGCGCGAGUGAACCGGCUGUCCACCUGGGAGAGACGACCCGUCUUAAACUGAGCAUCCAUGCGGAAAUACAAUGUCGUGGAGGAAAGGUCUCUGGACAGAAAGCUGCAGAGACCGCUCCUGGGGAAGUCCCGAACGCUGCCCAGCAUCCCGCAGUCCCCGGUCCUGAGCAGGCUUCCCCUCCUUGACUCCACAGCAUAUAGGGAAGAGAUGCCGGAGCAGAAGUCCUACAAGAAGCACUCGGCCUCUGAUGGCCAGAAGGGCUGCACGGUCCCAUCUGCUGGGGAGGCCUGGCGGCUGGAGGACGACUGCAUGGACCCCCCCGGGGAUGCCCAGCUGCAGCCACGGCUCCGCACGGCGGUGGAGGACGCCCCGUUCAGCCACUUCCGCACCCGCUCCUUCUACAUGCGGAAGAGCCUGUCGGUCGACAACCACCUGGGGUCCCUGGGCUACGCCGUCCACCCGGCGGAGACGAAAGCCGAGCGCGUCAGGACCAAGCUGCGGCGGCAAUUCAGCCUGGGGUCAGCAGACAAGAAGGACUUUUACCAGCCAAAGUCGGAAAGCAGCCUCUCUAGGUUUGCCCACCGCUUGUCAGUUAAGCAGAAGCAGGAGAAGAGAAGGAAAGCUGAGUAUGCCUCAGCCGAGCUGUCUGCCUUCCGGCCCAGGUCUCUGAGCAUUGAAUGGUCAUCCUCUCCCAAAAUGACGCAGCAGAUGCGGGACCUGCAGCUGGCGCAGGCCAGGAAGCCGCCGGGCCCUUCCUCGCCGAACGCGGCCAAAAGGCUCUACCGAAACCUCUCGGGGAAGUUCCGAGUCAACUACACGUCCUUUGAUGAGGGCAGCCUGGCAGGACGGGGCGAGAAGGAGAAGCUCCGCAAGUCCUACCUGUUCCAGAGCAACGCUGCGCUCUUCGAGGCCGUGGAGCUGCAGGACCUGGACCGGGUGCAGGAGCUGCUGAAGCAGUACAGCCCCGAGGAGCUGGACCUCAACACCCCCAACAGCGAGGGGCUGCUGCCCCUGGACAUUGCCAUCAUGACCAACAAUGCUCCCAUCGCCAGGGCCCUGCUGCAGGCAGGAGCAAAGGAGAGCCCGCACUUUGUCAGCCUGGAGAGCCGCUCGCUGCACCUCUCCACGCUGCUGCGGGAAGCGGAGCAGCGCGUCAACGAGCUGACGGCGCAGGUGGUGAACGAGGCACCCAACGCCGACUGCUCCGAGAAGGAGAAGCAGCUCAAGGCCUGGGAGUGGCGAUACCGGCUGUACAAGCGCAUGAAGGCAGGCUUUGAGCAUGCCCGAGUGCCGGACCCCCCCAGCAAUGUGCACCUCUCCGUGGCCAGCAGCUCCUCGGUGCAGGUGACCUUCUGGGAGCCCCUGAGUGUCAACUCGGCCGUUGUCACCAAAUACAAGGUGGAGUGGAGCUGCUCCCCCACCUUCUCACCGCUGCUGGGGGAGGCCGUGGUGGACAAGCUGAAGAGCCUGCACUUCACCAUCCGGGGGCUGGCAUCGGGCACAGCUUACUACGUCCAGGUGUCUGCCUACAACAUGAAAGGCUGGGGUCCCCCCCAAGCCUCAGUGCCCCCCUUCGCCAUCCCUUCCAACUGGAGGGAGUACGACGGCCGGGCCCCGCGGCGCAGGGGCCAGGCUGAAGCUCUGGACCACCUGCUGGGCCAGGUGAAGACCGUCCACCAGCACUGCGUGUGCCACGAGCCCUGCAAGAACCAGCCCCAGAGCAGGAAGCACUCGGUCUCCAAGAGCCUCAAACACCUCUUCCAUGCUGGCAGCAAGUUCCUCAAGACACUGAAGCGGGGCCUCUACCUGACAGCCAUCUUCUACAAGGACGACAACAUCCUGGUGACCCACGAAGACCAGAUCCCAGUGGUGGAGAUCGAUGACACCUACUCGUGCCUGCUCAUGCAGGAUUUCCUUUGGUUCACCAAGGUGUCGUGCAUGUGGGACGAGAUCCUGUGGCUGCGGCAGUGCGUCACCGUCUCCCAGUCGUCCUGCUCCUGCAUCCUGCAGACGCGCUUCAAGAUGCUGCUGGCCAUCUCGCAAAUGCAGGGGCUGCUGGGCAUCCAGGACCUGGGGCAGGUCUUCUUUGAGCCCAUCAAAGACAAGCAGGGCAACAUCCUCAUCGUCACCCUGAAGGAGGUGAAGACCAACCAGACCUUCGAGAGUGUCCGCUGGGUUCCCAUCUGCAAGCUGCAGACAAGCCGCAAGUCCGUGUCGUCCCCGGAGGAGCCCACUGCCCUGGACACGCUGCUCAUCUCCGUGCAGGACAAGCUGGCUUACCACCAGCGGAGCAGCCAUGCCCUUUCCCCGGGCCUCUACCUGGGCUACCUGAAGCUCUGCAGCGCCGUGGACCAGAUCCGGGUGCUGGUGCCGGAGCAGCUCCCCAACAUCUUGUGCCACGUGAAGAUCCGCUCCAACCCCAACAUCUCCAGGGAGGAGUGGGAAUGGCUGCAGAAGAUGGCCAGCAUGGAGGAGCCCGUUUCUGCGGAGCCAGAGGCUGAGACAUCCCAAAAUCACUUGUUCCAGGAGCUGCAGGCGGCCAUCAAGGAGCUGAUGACCCUGGUCAACAUCCCAUUGCAAGAGGCCAAAGAUUUCCGUCUAUACAGCCAAGAGGUGCUGGACUUUGGGGGCCAGGUCUCCUUCCUGCUGCUGCUGCCUCCCUCAGAUGAUGUCUGCACGGCGCCAGGCCAGAACAACCCCUACACCCCUCAGUCUGGCUUCCUCACGCUGCCGCUGCAGAUCUUUGAGCUGGUGCACUUCUUCACAUACGACCGGGAGUUCAUCAUGCAGUACUGCCAGGUGUCUGCCCUCCUGGAGCUGGAGUCGCUCCUCUCGCAGCAGAGCCUCAGGGAGGCCUUCUCUGAUGCCGAGCUCUCCACGGCGAAGCAGAGGCACCAGCAGGUGCAGGACUACAUCCAGCAAAUGGAGGAGAUAUGGCGUGAGAUGCGCUGGAUUAUGGAUGCCCUGCAGCACGCCCGGUACAAGCAGCCUUCCUGUGGGGUGUCCCUCAGUGGGUUCCUCAGCACCUCAAGUAGUGCCAUGAAGGAGAAGACCCAAUCCUCUUCGUCCCACCUCGACUUCCUUCCAUCCCCAGCACCCUCACCAGAGACCAGCCGUAAGCUCAACUCCGACCUGCACGGGCUGUCGGACGAGGAGGGCUCCUCUGAGGUGUUCCUGGCCACCGACAGUGACUACGACUCCAGCAGGGCGCAGAGCCCAAAGGAGCUCGACCUGGUGUCCUCCUCCUCGGGGCCCGAGUGCUGCAGCAGGAGGGCGACCCGCAGCCUGCGGGACAGCGCCCCGGACGUCCUGCAGAGCCACGAGCUCCAGCCGGUGCCGCUGCCCCCGCCGGAGCCCCGGCCGCCCCCCGAGCUCUACGACAGCGACUUUGUCCUGCCCAGCCGGCAGAUUGAGCUGCUGCGCAUCACGGAGAAGCGGCAGGCGUACUGCGUCCGAACCAGCAGCCUGGACUUCCCCAAGCCGCUCUGCCCGGUGGCCAGGAAGUCCUGCCCCGGCUCCGUCGACAGCUCCCCGACGGAGAGCAGGACCCCCGGGGGCCACGGCAGCCAGCUCAGGCUGGGGACUGGCUCUGCACCCAGCCCCGAGCGCAGCCGGACGCGCUCGGCUGAGUGGACUCCGAGCUUCCAGGAGCCACUGGAGCAGCCCGGGUGCUUGGCCGACCGUGGGAAGAAGCCGGGCUCUGUCACCUUGCGGGUCUGCCCUCAGUAUGAAACCGGACUCUCCAAAGAGACCAGUGUCAAGCUGCACAUCACCAGCCAGACGUCGGCCGGGGAGGUGGUGAAGCUGGUGGUGCUGGAGAUGAACGACGUCUCCCGCGGCGUGCUGGGCGGCUCGGCCGCCUUCUGCUACGGCGAGGAGCAGCUGGAGCACUUCGGACUGGUGUUCGCCUCCGAGGAGAGCGAGCGGUGGCUGCCCGAUGACUUCCUGCCCCUGUCCCUGCACGCCGCCCGGCCCGAGGGGCGCUUCUAUGUCCGCAUCAAGGAGACGUCCCCCCUGGUGCUGCAGUUCGGGCCCGCCACCACCGUAUGAGAGGAGCGGCGGCGGUGCGGGGCCUUGGCCCUGCAGCAGACAGCGCGUCUCUGAUGCUUCCUUCUUCCACAGACACCCUCUCAUCAGGCAUCCGCAGGGUGGAAUGGGAUCAUACCGGGCUGUGUGUUACUUGUUUGUGUUGGGGUUUUUUGUUUUUUUUUUUUUGUUGUUGUUUUAUUUUUUUAACCAAAGAGACGUCGAGACUCAGUUUUUCUGACUGCAGAAGAUGAGGGUGGAGCACGGAGACCUCAGAGCUUGGGAGGAAUCCUUGCAGGAAUGGAAUUUUUGAAAGCAAACAUUUUUAAGGGGAAAGGGUGGGGGGAGAGAGAGGAAAAAUAUUACGCGAAGAAACAGCAAUACUCUUUUUUUUUUCUUUCUUUUUCUGAAAAUCCUUGUCUGGGAUUUAGUGAAGGAAGAGCCACAGAGGAUUGCUGGCUAGAGUCACGGUAUCGAUGAGGAGAGGGCAUGAUGCACAAGGACAGCACUGAGAAGGGUGUUCCCUAUCCGUCCUCGUUUCACUGUACCUGGAGAAACAGUUCUUGCACAUAGUUCUCAGAACAGAAUGUGUUUUGUUUUUGUUUUGUUUUGUUUUCUGAAAAAAAAAAUGUGCUAGAGACACUGGAGUUGUAUAGGAGGUGAAGACCCUUUUAUUUGUUUUAGAGGCAAAAGGAAGCAACGCCAACAGCCCCCCACUCACAUGCACGUGUACGCAGCUGUGCUGACACCACCACUAGAGGUUUGCUAUAGGGCAUCUGCUGCAGCACACCCAGCACCACCUUGGGAUUCCCUUUCCUCCUCGGUUGCUGUUUUGUUCUGGUGAUUGUGAGUGGCCUCUCUUGUAUGUCCUACAGCAUGACACUUUGUUAGCAACUAGGUCUCUUGUUCACAAGGUUAUUUUUCUGAUCUCCUGUGGUCCAUAGUAAAGAUGACUGCUGCUGACUGU